Clunio marinus is the source of this 3841-nucleotide messenger RNA. The record is from the annotation of a GenBank genome assembly. NCBI's taxonomy places the organism in Eukaryota, Metazoa, Arthropoda, Insecta, Diptera, Chironomidae.
AUUGUUUAUAAAAAAUACAAUUUCAAUAGAAGAAAAAAGAAAAAUGAUAAUUUAAAAUGAAAAAUUUGCUAGAAGUACCGAAAAUUGAAUUUUUUAAUGAUUUCUCGGUUUUUGAUGGAAAAUUUGAUAUCGGAAAUAACUUCGACUCGAUUACCCAAAAAUUAAGAACUUUAUCAGCAUCGCUCCCGCAAGUGACAUUACCUGAGACUGUUUCGUUAUCAUUAGAGUCGAUAAAAAAAUUAGAAGUUUACGCGUAUUUUCUUAGAAGUCUUCAAAAUCUUAUUUUCUUGUUCAAUACUAUCAACUUCUUUAAUAUCAAUCUUAAUCUUAAUCUCAAUUUAACGACGCAAAUUAACGCAACGAUCAGCAACUUUUACUGUUUUCUAAACCAAAUCAUGGAAAUUAUAAACUUUAGCAAUAAGAAAACUUGGGAAGAGUUGAAAAUGGCAGUGAAUGAUAUUCGAAAAAAGUUUUCAUCACUUUCAUGCUCAAUUCCGUCGAAUAUUCACUUUCGUGAGCUUGCUGACGGAAGAUUAAGGAUUUACUUCCUGUGUGCUCAAUCAAAAUACGACACACUUCUCUAUAUUGAUGUCAAUCCAAAUGAGGAAAAAGAACAGUCAAUUUUUCAAUGGCAUCCAGUUCUUGAUGCAUCAAUUGGCUCAAACCUCACAUCGCUUAAUGCAUCUCGUGAACUUCAAUUAUUGUUGGAACGUAAAAGAUUGCCGGCAUGGGGUAUGAGCUCGUAUGAGUUUCAUAAGAAGAGUGGGAAAAUUAUUUUUCAAGCUUGCAACUCGCUUUACAUGUGCUUGGAUACCGGUUUCAAUACCACACCACUUUUUCCUACUGAACUUCGUACAUGUCAAAGUCAAGACUGGUCGCCAAUCGAUCCGAAAAUAUCGCCACAAAACUCUGAUCUCGUUGCUUAUGUAUGUGGGAAUGACAUUUAUGUUAAUCAUUCAAUAAGUGGACAUGGAGAGAGAUUAACACAUGCACACGGUUCAAAACGCAAUGAUCCGUUAAGUGCGGGCGUACCCUCGUAUGUGAUGCAAGAGGAAUUUAAUCGUUAUCAAGGCUUUUGGUGGCAGCCGAAAAGCACUGAUGGAAUUUAUCGAAUUUGCUACGAAGAGACUGACGAAAGUGACGUCAGCAUCUUUUCCUUUCCCUCAGCUCACUCAAUGGGAGGUGAAGAAUAUCGCUUCCCAAGAGCUGGCACACCAAAUGCUAAAAGCACACUAAAAAUGGUUGAAUUUAGGUUGUCAGAGUCACUUCGCAUCACGGAUGUGUGUAUAAAAGAAUUACAAACUCCACUCAAUUACUUAUUUCCUUACAUGGAAUAUAUCGUAAGAAUUGGUUGGACACCAGACUCAAAUUAUAUUUGGACGCAACUUUUAAAUCGUCAGCAACAAAAGCUUGAAUUGAUUCUCAUUCCGGUUGAAUGUUUCUGUUGUGAGCCCUACAAUAGCAAUCCAUCAUCACCCGAAUCUGUAUCAGAAAAACAUAUGUGGAAGUCAUCGGUUGUUGAUAAAACGUCGAAGCCCAUUCAAAUCAUUUACACAGAGACAUCGCAACAAUGGAUUAAUGUUCAUGAUUUGUUGUAUUUUCUCGAAAUAACUGAGUCGCAAGUAGAAUUUAUUUGGGCAUCAGAAGAGUCAGGUUACCGUCAUUUGUAUCAUGUGACAUCAUCGUUGGAAGUGAGACCGCCACAAAAUGGCUUUCGCACACAUUCAGCAUUCUGUGAUGAGAAUACAAUUGAUGACAAUUUGAGAGCAAGAAUUAUAAAGAAGACGCCGUUGACGAUGGGUGAGUGGGAAGUGUUGGGUAAAGAUUUGUGGGUUGAUCGACAAAGAAAUCUAGUUUACUUCAUGGGUUUGGCACAUUCGCCACUCGAGAAGCAUCUUUAUGUGUUCAAUCUCUCUUAUCCCGAUAAGAAGCGUCUGCUUACCACACCCGGCUCGACAAACUCUAUCGAAUUUAAUGACAAUUGUUCGAUCCUUGUACGAACACAUUCGAGUACAAAUCAGUUACCAUCGACUGAAAUAUUGCGAGUGAAGCAAAGAUGUGAAGUUGGAAGUGUUGAUGGCAUUGAUCUUUCACCACUUGGUUACAUGAUUGUUGGAAAUUUUGACAAUUCUGAGUUUACUCCGCUUAUUUGUGACAUAACAAUUUCAUCAGGCGAAACACUUUAUGCACUUGUUUUUAAACCUCAUAACUUCAAACCUGGAAUGGUCUAUCCGACAAUUCUUAAUGUUUAUGGCGGUCCCGAAGUACAAACAGUUUCCAAUAGCUUCAAAGGUAUGCGACAACUUCGAAUGCAUAUGUUGGCAUCACAAGGAUAUUGCGUUGUUUGUAUCGACUCAAGAGGUUCGAGACAUCGUGGUGUGCAGUUUGAAAGUCAUUUAAGACGUCGAUUGGGAACAGUUGAACUCGCCGAUCAGGUUGAAGUUUUCAGAAUUUUAUCGAAGCAACUCGGAUACAUUGAUAUGAAUCGUGUCGCUAUUCAUGGUUGGUCGUAUGGCGGUUACUUAAGUUUAAUGGGUUUGGUGCAAUAUCCGGACUUGUUUAAAGUUUCUAUCGCCGGAGCGCCAGUCACAAGUUGGGAGUUUUACGACACUGGAUAUACAGAAAGAUAUAUGGAUUUGCCAGAAAAUAACAGACAAGGAUACUUUGCUGGUUCUGUUCUCAGUUACAUAAAUAAAUUUCCUGAUGAAGCUAACAGAUUACUUUUAAUUCAUGGAUUAAUUGAUGAAAAUGUCCACUUUUAUCACACAUCACAACUUAUAAGUCAAUUGAUAAAAGCUAACAAGCCGUAUACUCUUCAGAUUUAUCCUGGUGAAAGACAUUCGUUAAGAAGCUUAGAGUCGUCAAAACAUUACGAGACUUUCUUGUUGCAAUUUUUGCAAGACAAUUUAUAAGAAGUUGCAAGAGAAGUUGUUUUGUUAAUAGUUUUUGUUUGAGUGCCACUUGACAUUGAAAUGCAUCAUCAUUAAUCACAUCGUUAAAUGUCAGAUGAACGGAAUCAAGUGAUGUUCAAAUUAAAAUAUCACAGAGAUUAUUAAAAGUUUUUAUUUGCCGCUCUUUCUUGCUUACUCAACUCAUUUUUGCUGCAGUUUAAUUAGAAUAAUAGUCAAGAUGAAGUUCCUGAAUCGAUAUAUCCUCAUUCAAUAACAGGGUUCGUUAUUUUCAUUAUUUUUUUGUUAUAAUGCUGUUGCUGUAGUGUAUUACAACAGUUUUAACACCACAAUGAACAUUAACGGCGAACCCUUUUUUUUUCAAACCUCUACAUUUAACUACUCUACCUCCCGUCUUGUUUUCUUAAUCACGACACAUGAUUCUCCAUUCAGACACUCACCAAAUCAAUGUUGCAUUUGGCAUGUUGACAAGAAUCAUGUAAAUGUGAAUAUAAAAACAAGACGGUAGUUGAGAAAGAUGAAGGCUUUCAUAAAUGAUUCCGUUCGUCGUCAGCCCAACGUCCCAAUGUCUUUCGACUGUUUUUUUUUCUUUGAGUUGUUGAGAAAAAAUUAAAUUAUUUAUAAGAAGAAUAUUUAGUAACAACUUUUUUUAUUAUUUCUAUUUUGUAUCAAUUUCUUUUUCAAUUGAUUAAUGUUCUUAAAUAAACUAAAUAAAUUGAUAAAAUUAAAACUUAUGAAAAGAAUAAAAACUGGAUGCAAAUCUGUGUUAGCUAAAUAACUUCAAUUUUGUUUAAUUGCCGCAAUUUUAAGUACUGAGAAUCAAUCAUCGUCUAUUUUAGAUGUCCCCAUUGACCAUAAAAGAGGAUUAUCUGUUGUAAUGUUGACAACAUUAGUUGUACAAUCAUAAGUAUUACUUGUGCUUACAAUCCCAC